AUGACAACGCUAUUAAGAAGCUCACUGUUACAAAACACCUUACGUACAGUGUGGGAUGUUGCAGGAUAUCCUACAGAAACCUUGUUAUGGCCAGCUACACAAUGUACAGAUAAAAAAACUAUUCUCUUGUUCAUUCCGGGCAAUCCGGGAUUAGUCGAAUAUUAUACCAGUUUCCUACACGGCCUUCAUAAAUUAGUAGCAUCACCAUCAUUCGAGAUCAUUGGAGGUAACCAAAUCCAACAUAAAGUGGACUGUUUAGAUCAACUUUUAAAAGAAAAUGGCUCCAACAAUGUCAAUUUUAUAUUGAUGGGUCACUCUAUUGGUAGUUACAUAGCUGCAGCGGUUCUAAAAAGACGACCACAUCAUCACAUAUCUCGCGUAAUAGCUUUAUUUCCAACUCUUAGAGAGAUAGCUUUAACACCCAAUGGUGUGAAUAUUACACGCCUUGUCAAUAGGAUUCCUGCUACUGUUUUUGGUAUCACCGGGUCCUUGAUCUCUUGGUUUCCUCCUCCUUUCCGUCAAGCUCUGGUACAGUGGAUAACUGGACAAUCAGGGGAGGGUUUACAGGUCACUGCUCACCAGCUUUUGCAAAAAUCCGUGCUCGAAAACGCUGUUACUAUGGCAAAAUUUGAAAUGGAAUCGGUCAAAGAGUUAGACCACGACUUUUAUAUGCAACAUCUGGAUAAGUUCAUCAUGUAUUACUCGGCUAAUGACAAAUGGGCUCCCAAAGAACACUAUGAUUACAUGGUGAAGCAUUUUCCAAAAGGCAAAGUCCAUUUGUGCUCUCAAAAUAUACCACAUGCCUUUUGUUUAGGUAAGCACAGUACAGUGAACGGAACCAUUCUUUAA
Messenger RNA from Mycotypha africana, 849 nucleotides. RefSeq lists its product as uncharacterized. Gene Ontology annotation, biological process: lipid storage. Lineage: Eukaryota; Fungi; Mucoromycota; Mucoromycetes; Mucorales; Mycotyphaceae. Gene Ontology annotation, molecular function: lipase activity. The record is from RefSeq and is a predicted model, not a curated record. Bases 1 to 849 code for a protein of 282 amino acids. Gene Ontology annotation, cellular component: lipid droplet. The transcript has 3 exons.